UCUUUCUUAAAAGGUGCAUGAAAAAUUGUCUUUUCAGUUUUCAAUUUCUUUUUACGCAUUUGUUAUUGUAGAUCAAUUGACAUUGAAACGAAAGAAGUUCAAUAUUUCUGGUUGCUACAACUCAGAGGCAAGCUUCUCAAAGCAACAAGUAAACAAUUUGUCUGUGGACGGAAACGAUGUUUUUAACAUGUUAAAAACUAUUUCCCCGCAACUAGAAGAACUGUCUUCAAGAGUUGGUAAUAUGGAAAAGAAGAUGGACAGCUCUUUGAAAGAAAAUAUAAUUCAUAAAAGCGAAGAAAUGGCCCAACAAAAGAUCGUCCACGAAUGUAAGGUGCUAAUUCGAAAAGUUCAUCAAUUAGUAUGCCGACUGACUGGCCAAGAAAUCGACAACACCCAAACAAAAAUUGCUUUCAUCCUACCCUUAACAACACUAUCUGCAGCUUUAAAAAUGGGUGAAAGACUAAAAUCCGAAGAAUUUGCUAAAGCAACGGUAAAGUUUAUUUUAAGGAUGAAAGGCAUUCCCGAAAGGGUGUGUGAUGUGUUGCGGCAUCUGCACACUGAUGAAUUCCUGAUUUUAUGUAAUUGGGACGGUAGGGGAGGCAAACAACCGCUAUCAAAAUCUCUAUUGUCCAACAUAUUAUAUGAUCCUUUCAUCACAUGUGGAUUUGCAAAUUUCGAACAACAAAUUCGGAAGUCCAUCAAAAAGAGCCACCAUAGAUAUAAGCAAAAAAAUAUAGGAAGCGAAAAGCUGAGGAAUCAUAAUAUUAUAAUUAUUUUUUCGAUAUAUAUGUAUAUAUAUAAUAAUUUAUUUAUAUAGAAAUAAUUUUUAAAUGAAAAAAAAAAUUAAUGUAAUGUACUAUAAAUCUAAAUAAAAUGAUUUUAUUAUUAUUAAAAUUAAUAAAAACAUUGUAAUAAAAAAGAUCUUUAUAA
Bactrocera neohumeralis is the source of this 930-nucleotide messenger RNA. RefSeq lists its product as uncharacterized. NCBI's taxonomy places the organism in Eukaryota, Metazoa, Arthropoda, Insecta, Diptera, Tephritidae. The record is from RefSeq and is a predicted model, not a curated record. The transcript is spliced from 5 exons. Bases 188 to 817 code for a protein of 209 amino acids.